AUGGCCAACAACUUUAGCACCACCCUCUUCCCUCUCUCGGCUUCAAACGCAGUUCAAAAAAGCGAAGCUUUAACGGUGAAAGGAAUGAGCCAACUUGGGUUGAGCCAAAGGGUCAAGAGUCUCAGAAAAAUCUCAUUGGCCGCGAAAAGAAGACCAGCGAUGUUUCAUGGCACUGAAAAAGGGAAGGGCAAAGAGGUUCUGAGGGCCCACUUUUCGGAUCUGUCACCAACUUCUCUAGAUGUUGAUGGUGGCGACACUGAGAGCAUCUUACGAAAGAGUCAGAUAGUGAGAGAAAAACUGGAAAAUGCAGUUUGCAACACUCGCACUGAGGAGAAUAAUAAGAAAGCCAAGGAAAUGCUGCAAGCCAAACUUCUCUUAGCAUUCGCUUCUGAAAGUGAUGCUGCUGUCGGUGAAACUUCCUCAACACCCCAAAGGGGAAGUUUUUUGAACCAUUUUGCUUAUCCCUUUCCGAACCGUAGCAGUGCCCAUUUUUCGCAGGCAGACACAGAGGUUGACAAAAGCAUCACCCUUUGUGCAACUCCAUUGAGGGUUUGUUUGCCCGGCGAAAGCGUUUAUGGGGGGCAGAAGACGAGAAACGGCAGCGUGGGUGAAGCGGUUGAGGAUGUUUGUUGUAGCAGGGGCGAUGCGAGCGAAUACGACGGUCGGAUGCACAGCAAUCCGUACAAGAAGAACGGGCCGUACACGUGUCCGAAGUGCGGGUGCGUGUUCGAGACGUCGCAGCGGUUUGCGGCGCACGUGAGUUCGAGGCACUACAGGUACGAGACGAAGAGUGAGAGGAAGAAGAGAAUGAUGGCGAAAAUCCGAAGGAGGAGUGUGCGUCUUGAAUGGGAAAACGGUGCACUGAGUGUUGUUGGUGACGAUGGUUGUAGAAGAAAUAGCAGUGUCUUUGCUCCUGCUGAAGUGAAGAUUGAAACUGAGAGUGUUGUGAGGCUUCAGCUUGCUCCUCCUCCUGGAUGGCCAAAAAUAACUGAAGCUGUCAGAAUAAAAUUGGAGCCAUUAGACAAUUGAAUCAAAUGCUU
Molecule: messenger RNA, 1040 nt
Organism: Vigna umbellata (rice bean)
Lineage: Eukaryota; Viridiplantae; Streptophyta; Magnoliopsida; Fabales; Fabaceae
Source: RefSeq, a predicted model, not a curated record